Rubroshorea leprosula is the source of this 527-nucleotide messenger RNA. NCBI's taxonomy places the organism in Eukaryota, Viridiplantae, Streptophyta, Magnoliopsida, Malvales, Dipterocarpaceae. The record is from the annotation of a GenBank genome assembly.
CCAGCCCAGAUUUCUUCUUCCUCAUCUAAUCAGACAAUCAAAGAAACAAAUCCAAAAUACUCAUCCAAUCAGAGAAACAAAUCAAAAAUAUCCAAUCAAAGAAACAAACCGAAAAUACUUACCGUAUUCUUCCUCAUUUUCUUUCCUCCUAAACCGAAAAUCUCAUCAUCUUUUGUUCGGAGUCGAACCUAGGAGCUAGGUUCCGAGAUGAACCCAGCGCUUGGGUUCCAAGACGAACCUAUCGUGGGUUCGUUGCAAACCCCUCCGCUGGGUUCGUCACGGAACCCAACGCCUAAGUUCGAGACGAACCCAGGAGCUGAAUUCGCGGCGAACCCCGCGCUUGGGUUCCGAGAUGAACCCCGCGCCUGGGUUCCGAGACGAACCCAGGAGCUGGGUUCGCGGCGAACCCCGCGCGUGGGUUACGAGAUGAACCCAGCGCCUGGGUUCGUCGGGAACCCAACGCCUAAGUUCGAGACGAACCCAGGAGCUGGGUUCCGUGACGAACCUGGGUUCGCGCGAACCCAAAG